AUCUGUCAUACUUUCUUUUUAUCGGAUAGACUUUCAUACAUUAUGUACCAUGUAACUCAGUUUCAGCAGAAUACUAGGAUUGUUUUGGUUUCCGCAUUGCUUCUACUUUGUGCUUGUUUCUUUUUCAAAGCUGCUUUAGUCAUCUUUUCUUUUGGUUGCAUUUCUUUGGAUUUAGAAACUAACACUGCAUUUAUGGAAUAUAGUUUGACCAUCGCUUGAACUUUAGUAGCACUCAAAUGAUAAGUCCCGUUUUCACAUUGCAUGCUUUGCAUGGCCCUUAGUGAAUGUGGCUGGCUACGGUUUGUGUGUAAAUGGGAUCCACUGUGAGCUCAAGGCCAUAAUAACACAGUAAAAUGACCAGUGCUAAAUUACCUCCUCCAGGUAAUAAUACUGUUUGUUGUUUUGUAGGGGUUAAUUUAGCACUGGUGGUUUUAUGAGCACCUAACAAUUACUAGCACUGCAAUGGCAUCCUCCAGUGGCUUGGAGUGGGACUAUUAUGACUGGCACCUGGAGGAAUCUCCUCCUAACUCUCCACUAGUACCAGAGCCAGGGGUAGAACCAGAUCCAGGGGGCCAAGCACCUGACCAGCCUGACCAGCCUCCCCAGGAGUCUAACCCCUGGCUCAGGCAGAUUGUUUCCACCUGGUCCCUGAGCUCCCCCUCUCUCUGGAGCACCGGGCGGCUGAGUGGACAGACACUCACACCUCCGCGGGGAAUGAGAGAGGGCAGGAGUCCGUGGAGGAGAGCUGGGAGAGAGAGAGGAGGAGCAGAGGAGAGGAUUAAGGAGGGUGACCAGACGGCCUUACACCGAGCGGCUGUGGUGGGAAACAGUGAUGUCAUCUCGGCUCUCAUUCAGGAAGGUUGCGCACUGGACAGGCAAGACAAGGAUGGAAACACAGCACUGCAUGAGGUGGCAUGGCAUGGGUUCAGUCAGUCUGUCAAACUGCUGGUUAAGGCUGGGGCCAACAUUCAUGCUAAAAACAAGGCUGGUAACGCAGCGCUGCAUUUGGCCUGUCAGAAUGGUCACACUCAGAGCUCUAAAGUCCUGCUGCUGGGAGGAGCCCGCCCAGACAGCAAAAACAACGUAGGCGACACGUGCCUGCACGUCUCCGCUCGCUACAACCAUGUGUGCGUGAUCCGCAUUCUGCUGGGCGCGUUCUGUUCAGUGAGCGAGAGGAAUCAGGCCGGGGACACGGCCCUGCAUGUGGCGGCGGUUCUGAAUCACAAGAAGACAGCGCGUCUGCUGCUCGAGGCUGGAACUGACAUCAGCAUCCGGAACAACGCAGGACAGACUGCACUGGACCAGGCCAGAGAGCACAAUAACCCUGAAGUAGCACUGCUACUGACCAAAGCACCACAGAUUCAGAGCUUCUCCCGCGGGAGGAGUGUGAGGAAGAGGAGGGACAAGCUGAAGGCUGAAGGACGAGCACAGUCCGUCCCACGGGAUGAGAUGCUGCCGAGUAAGGAAAGCAUGUCCCCAGCAGAGGACACCCCCAGUAGUGAGCAAACAGCACGGAGACAAGGGGAACGCAGGAGCGACACCCCUGACACCAACGAAGAGCACCCUAAAAAGAGUCGCGACAAGAGCAAGGUCAAAGAUAAGCCGUCACUGUCGGACCCUCUCUCCAGGAGGGAGAAUAAGCGUAGUGAGCAGAAGAAAAAGAGCAAAACAAGGCCUUCCCCUCCCAUCGGCGUUCCUCCGCCACACAGCUACAAAGCUUAUCAGCUCUAUACACUCUACAGGGACAAAGACGGCAAGAUCAUGCAGGCCCCUCUCAAUGGCUGCAGGUGUGAACCCCUCAUCAAUAAGCUGGAGAACCAGCUGGAGGCCACCAAAGAGGAGAUGAAGUCAGAGAUCCACACUGUACAGGAGCUCAUGAACAACAAGAUGGGACAGCUGGACCGCAAGAAUAAACACCAGAUCAGAGCUUUAGACAAAAUGACGCUAGAGAGAGUGUCUGCUGAAAGGACGGAGUGUUUACAUCGCAUCGAUCAGAGAGCCAAACAGGAGCGCCUGGAGGGUGAAAAGAGACAGCAGGCCUCAGUGGUGAGUGAGCUGAAGAACUGGUGCCUGUUAAAGCUGCAGCGGAUGGAGGCACGUCUGGCUGCAGACCCCCGCAGUAUCCCCCUGCGCCGCUCCUCCUCCCUGGCCGAGACGCUCUCUGAGUGUGGCCAGGAUGAGUGCGUGACCUCGAGUAGUCACCCAAGUGGUCAUUCAGCUGGUCCCCAUUGUCUGGUGCCCACAACCCCGAACGAAGCCGGGGAGGGAGAGACAGCAAGCGGCCCGCAAGAAGACGGGUCAGCCAAUCACUAUUUUGUGGUUCAGGUGGACAGCUCUCCAGAUGACAAGCAGAACAUCCGAGACACAUCCUGCCCGCUGGCCCAGGACAAGUCCGCGCCAUCCUCUCCCCUCGUGGUCCGGCCGAAAGAGCGUGCGCUACUCUCUGCUGACCCCCACAGGUUGCAGAAGGAACUGCAAGACACGGGUCAGCAGGAACUAUGGUUAAAACCCAGCCGGGCCAGCAGCCUCUCGCCGGCCACAGAACGCCGCUGCAGCAGCCGACAGAACCACGACCAGGACAGGCAGCCCAAGGAGCGAGGUAGGCACCAUAAGAGGCAUUCCCAGGGCAGGACUAAAGCCCGAGGGGGCACAAAGACCCUGGAGGUGUUUGGGGAGCGGCCGGCGAACGCCGGGGAAGCCACGUUCGCGCAGGAGCGGGACAACAUGCACGCGCUGGAGGUGACGCAGUACUUCUUUGAGGCCGUGUCCACGCAGAUGGAACGCUGGUAUGAGAGGAAGAUCUACGAAGCGCGGAUGCAGGCUGACCAGCGAGCGCAGGCUGACCGGGCCGCAUUGCUGGAGAGGAUCACCUGCCUGGAGGAUGAACUAAGGCUGCUCAGAACUAACAAACAGGAGGACAGCUAACAGAUGCAGCAGCAGCACAGUGCUGUAAGGCCUUUUCACGGCAAUUUUUUUUUUUUUACGGAAGAAAAAGAUGCAAAUACAACUUCUGAAAAUAUCCAUCUUUCACUUGAAGUCUACAUGGAGCCAGCUCAGUUUUCUGUAUUAAAUAUCAGGUUGAGCAGAGUUACACUGUUUUGAUUGCUCCAAGCCUCAAAAACCCCAUCCAAAAAAGCCUUUGGAAUCACGUUUUAGAGUUUAAUUUGCCUUUUUUGCAGAAUAUGGAUUAGCCAGUCACACUGACCAAAAUAAACAUGAUAAUUUAGUCAUUGCUACUACUUGAUGAAACAAUUUCUUUGUAUUUUUCCCACCUUGUGGGAGUUUUUCAUUAAAAAAAGUACUUUACAUGGAAGUUUCAGUGCGUUAAAAAAAUUUUCUCUGUCCGUAAAAAUAAGAGAAGGCCUCUAGGCUGUAGGCAUGCUGGAGUAGCUUCUGUAAGAAAGCUAGCCUAAUAUAUGCUGCUAACCUUGGAGUAGAAGAUGCAGGACAAGCUAACAUAUGGAGCUAAUGCUGGAUUAGGACAUUUUUUCCCCCAGACAGAAAGAAAAAACACUAAGGCUACGUUCACAUCAGCCCUAUAGCUCAGUUCUGAUUUUUUUAUACUCACAUUGGAGUCAUUUCUUUCUUAAUGGAACACAUUUGCGUUUGCGAUCUGUUACAGAUGUGAAUCUUUAGCCCUGAAAGGACCUGCCUGCACCCAUUCUCUGAAUAAAUAAGGGACAAUUUAACCAGCUUUUCACAAUUUUUGAAUAAUUUAAUGGUCAAGAUGUAAACAGUCAUUCUGAGUGGCUUCAUGUAAAAUGCUUCAUUCUAGAGAAUCGUUCUCAGUAGUGGUGAUAGGAACCAGACGUCUGAAGAGCUUUAUGCCUGUAAAAGCCACCUCACUGAAAGCUAUUACAUAAAAUGCUUACAGAUGUGCUGCCUGAUGCCUAAGACUUUGUUUCAUGACAGGUUUGAGAUAAAGUAUUGACCUAAAAUGGAUUUUAUAUACUCCAGUGGUGGAGUGAUAUAUGUAGCACCUCUGUUUGUGAAGCAAAUAACAUCCAAAGAAAAGUGAUUUUUUCAGAUGUAAUACUUUUUUAGUAUGUAUAAAGACUCAUAAGAUACGUGUAGAUCCACUGGUCAUUUUUGUUUGGUUAAAAAUCCUAUAUCUGCAUGGUAGUCGUCAUGACCUCUGGUUUCUAUGACCACAAGUGUAAAAACUUAAGAGUCAAUAAGGACAUAAAAACACUCUGAAUUACUCUGGUUACAUCUGAACUAACUAAAUUAUACAGAAACACAUAUGAGGCCAUGUAUCGGAUCUAGAAGCACAUAUGAAAUGAGCACAUAUGAAAAGAUUCCUGCUGUCUUAAAGCAGAUCAGUCACAUUUAGGCAAAAAUCCGAUUUGCACCUCUUCAACCCCAUAAUGUGAACGUAGCCUUAGUUGUUGUCAGAUGAAGAAACUGGUUUGUGGAGUGGACAAUUGGAACUUAAGCUACAGUACAUGCUGUAAACAUUUCCACUUUCUUUAAUUGCUCUCCUCACUCGGGCAUCCAUGACUCAUUGACAGAAUUCAGUACAUCAGAUUUAAGGCCAUAGAUGUUAGAGAUUUUAGUGUUUACAUUAAAAAUAAAUUGAAAGUCAUACACUGGUAGUCAUCCAAACUUCUGUGGGGGAGCAGAGGUUUGACUAACAGUCACUUUCAAAGAAACAGAGAAGCUAAUGUUGUGUAUAAGCUGUUAAGGGAGAAACCAUCCCUAGUUGUCUUCUUGCUAAUGAAAUAUCCACAGACACUACACUGCUGCCCAUGCUGGUGGUUAUGCUUCGUAAUAUUUGUCGUUUACUAAUUUUUGGUGCCAAAAUGAAAGUCAGAGAUGAUUUAGGCACUACAAACAACCCGUUUACUUCAAAAUAUGACAAGCCAAUUCUCCACACUGCUCAUGGAGAGAACGAAUAUUAAAACCGAAAAUACUGAAUAUUAAAAACAGAAAUAAACCAAACACUUCCAGCUUACAGUAAACAAAGUCUUUCGCUUGCCUCAAUUUUUGCAUGUGCAUCAAAUGGCAGGCAUGUCACUGCACUCUGGUUACAUUUUCAUCUUGUUUUUGUAUGUUUUCAUCAAAUUAUCGAUCGCGUAAAAUGCUUAUGUCUGACUGUGUUUCCCACCAAUCAUUUAAACGACCAUGUGCAUUAGAUAUAAUAAUGUCUUAACAUGAGGAAACUUGAUUUUUAUAGUGCGAGUGUUCUAAGUCUCUAUCCUCACCCAGAUUUAACCCACACUCAGACGAUGCUUAGACUUGUAGAGGAGGUCCCAUUUCUUUUAAACCAGCUUUCUUUAACAUCCUUAUUAUCUUAAAAGCUUAAAGCAGAAUUCCAAAUUCUGUAUAAUUAAAUAGCUAAGAUGCAAAGAAAAUCAUUGAGUGCUCACAGCUGUGGUGAUGGGAACCAGACGUCCAAAGAUUUAAAUGCCUCUAAAAGCUACAGCACAGAAACUUAUUACGUUAAAUGGUUACGUAUGCAUUGCCUGAUGCCUGAAACAUUGUUUUACAACAGUUUUGAACUAAGCUUUGUUAAAAAAAAAUAUAUAUAUUGUUUUUUUCCUGGAAGAGAGGUACAUACUGGGCAUUGUAAGGCCAAAUAGUACCCAAAGAAAACAUCUUUACAGAUUUACCCCUACUUUACCAUUAUCAACAUUACAUAUAACACUUAGAAACACGUUCAUUGGCCAUUUUGGAAAGUAAAUAAAAUGAUCUUGUAGACAUUGUGACCCCUGGUUCCCAUCACCACCACUGUAAAGCAAUCUGAGUAGGUACACUUCUCUACAAUGAACUGUUUAAGCCUAAAUGACUUUUACGUGUCAACAAUUGAAUUAUGCAGAAAUUUUGAAAAAUCAGUGAAGCCUGAGAGGUUAAACUGUGACACAUUCUUGCCAGUUCAAGUCGUACAGUCUGCUACAUUACUAUAAAAUGGGGCCAUCGCUAUAUAUUGUUGUGAUUGUAAUUGAAUAAUCAAGCAGUUAUCUUAAUGACUGAGUAAUAAUAAAAAAGGACAAACAAUAAUAAUUGACUUAACAAUGAAGAAACUAACAUCUCAAAAGAUUAUUUUAUUGGUAAAAGAUGAACUAGAAAGCCUUUAAAAAAAAAUGGUAUGUAAACAGAUGUGCCCACCAGGCUGUUUCUUACUGUACAAAUAAUGUAAAAUAUGCAUUAUCGUCAUGAAAACUGUCAUCAAGAAAGUCAAUUUGAAUCAGUGAUUUCUUUUUUUGAGUAAUUGAAUAAUCUGUUAAUCGUGACAGUCCUACUCUUAAGUGGAACCUAUUGUGCACUAACUCCACUGACUGGAAUAAGAAACGCCUUGGGGACACAGUGAACAGACUUUGCUACCGUCUACCGCAUCUCCAUCAUCUGUGCCAACAUAACUGAUAGGAAUCUGGACUCUGGGUGAGUAGAUAUCUGGUCAAAAGUGAAUAAGAGCAGAUUUUGAGGCAGGAGAUGAGCAACCACAGGCCCCAGAAACACCACUGCAAACUUAUUUAAAAGUGGUAGUUGGUGAAAAAACAGUUUGUCCUCAACUUUCCCUGAAAAACGUUUGGGAUCUUGAGUUUGUUUCCUUAGUUUUGCAGCUAUGAGGCUACAAACUAAUGUAGCCAACAAGUAAUGAAGGCUCACACUUCACCAAUUAGUGCAAACUGCGUGACUAAAUCAUCACAUGCUUGACUCAAACCAUAUCAAGCUGUAAACUCAAACAGACUUGCUCAUGUUGUUUCUGAUGCUGUAUGAUGUAAUGUUGUCUAUUGAAAUGGACAAAAGGACACUUCUGUCCGUUUUUAUAGAUAACAGCAGGCCUCAUCUGCUACAUUAGCCUCAUAGAUCCAGCACAAAACUAAGGAAGCAAACUUCAGACACCAAGCACGUCUUGGACUGACUGCACUGUGUGAACUGAUCUGCCAGACUGUCAUUUCAACAUGAAUUGCAUUUGAUAAAACUAUUACAGGUCAGUCUGAAUGUGGGCCUUAAACAGUACAGCUCAGCAGAAAGAGGUGCUGUUUUAAAGCUGGUUAUACGAAGGGAAUCAUUUCUCAGAUAUUUUGGAUAAAAAAAGGUUUUAUGGAAAAUGAGCAUCAGAAGAUCGUUUACACAUUUCAGCCCAAAAGCAAGAACAUUUUCUUUCAUUUUUCAUUUCUGUAACACAAAAACAUUGUAAUAGGGCAUAUUUUGCAUGUACAUGCUAAUACGAGUAACUGCUAUGAUGUGGCAUCAGUGUCAAAAUGGUUUAUUUUCCAGAUGUUCAUUGUUGUGACACUUGUGUGUGGAAGGUCAAUGUUGUAUGGAAAUGUGUUGGAUAUUAAAAGGUAACUUUCUCUGUAAAAUACAGCAAUGAAAUACAGAUUUUUAUAAAGAAAUCAGAAAUGUG
This is a messenger RNA of Colossoma macropomum (tambaqui), 7354 nucleotides long. It is a transcript of the gene ankrd6b, whose product is annotated as ankyrin repeat domain 6b. NCBI's taxonomy places the organism in Eukaryota, Metazoa, Chordata, Actinopteri, Characiformes, Serrasalmidae. Gene Ontology annotation, molecular function: protein binding. The record is from RefSeq and is a predicted model, not a curated record. The transcript has 14 exons. The coding region runs from base 463 to 2925 and encodes 820 amino acids.